CCUGAAUACAAAAUAGAUUACUGUACUUGCAGUGGAACGACAAGGAGAUUUUUUAAUACUACAGACCCCUUCCCUUUAGUUGUGCAGAGAAAUAAUAGGAGUGCGACACGAGAAAGAACCGGAUAACUUGUGUCACAGUGCCUCUGAUUUUGUGGGUGCGUGUACCGUUUUGCUUUUAAUAGACUUACUCUCAAUUGAAAAUACAUUCCCAGUUGUUUUGUUUUGUUUGUUUUUUUAAGCGUCAGACCCACCGUCAGUGGAUGAUUGAGUAUGGUGGAGAGUCGGACCCAUGUCCAGAGGGAAGGAGUGUACCGCUGGUUCUCUUCCCUCACCUCUGCCCAGAGAGCCGAGUUCCUGUGUGGCCUGCUGGACCUCUGCGUCCCCAUCGAGCUUCGCUUCCUCGGCUCCUGCCUGGAGGACUUGGCGCGUAAGGACUACCAUUCGUUGCGGGAUGCUGAGAUCAAGGCUAACAACCCCACCGAUUUAUCCGGACUCACCAACAUCACAGACGAGGUGGUGCGGAGUAAGCUGCUGGUGUCCCUUGCCCUGCUCGGGUCGGACAACCGGGAGGCGGCGGGAGUCCUGUACCAAACGUUGACGCAUAUAGACACGGUGAUUAACAAUUAUGGCUUGGCCUUAAACGACGGAAGGACCGAGGAUCAGUUUCUGUUGCUUUUCACCAUGGCAUCCAAUCACCCGGCUUUCAGCUUCCACCAGAAACGGGUUCUGAGGCAGCAACUCGGCCAGAUACAGGACGUCCUGCAGAACCAAACCAGAGAGGCUAGUACAGCCCCUGCACUUGGAUCAGAGGUAAAAAUUGGGAGAGGAGCUCAAGCGGCCAGCCAGGAAGCCAAUGCUCCACACCUCGACCUCGCACCUCCUCCUCACCUUGCUCCUCCUCCAACUGCUGUGCAGGGCCACGAUGCUGCGGCACCACCUACUAGUCACCAGGGGAAAAGAGGAACAGUGGCAAUUGAGAGAGUUGCAUUGCGAGGAGCGACGCAUAAGUUUGAAGACAAAAGCGAUUAUAUGUUUGAGGCCAUCUGGACUGAUGGAUUUGUUUCAUCAGUGGUCCGAAGUCAACAGGAGGUGAGCGAGCUACUUUCACAGUUGUCACAGGCAUUCCCCGAUGAGCGAAUGGAGAAGAUCUUGCCUCAAUGUAGUGAGUCAGAUGCCAGAUGCCUGACAGCGUUGCCCAGCCAUGUGCUCCAGCACCGCAGCGUCCAACUCUUCUUCACCUCCAGCAGGCCUCUCACACCCAGCUAUCUGCCUCCUCUCUCUUCCUCCCUCCACAAAAUGCCUUCGUCACCUCUCACGGCUCCUGUCAUUCCAACCUGCCCAUUCACUUCCAACUAUUCAAGCUCAGCCGGCUGUAUGAUGCAGUACCGAGGAGCCAGCAGGGCGAUGUACCGAGUGGCCAGCGUCCAGCCUGUUGUCAGCACCCACAAUUCUGCCCUGACCUGCUCCUCCCCUCACCUCUCGUCUCUCCCUCCCUCACAUCCUUCUCCGCAACACUCCCCCCAACUGUCCUCCCUCCCUCCCACGAUGCCAGCUUUGCCCACACCCGGCUUCCAUGCUGGCAGAGGCGAUGCUUCCUCCCAGCCGCACCCCCAAAGCAAACCGUGUCCUUUACUUCAUCCGCACACGUAUUCUGAACCUCAGCAGUUCUCAUUUCACCCACUACAGUUACAGACCCAACCUCAACAUUCGCCCCAUUCUCAGUCUCUUUCGUACUCGCUCUCGCAGUCCCGUUCCCAGCCGCACGCGCAGCCUUCACCACAGUCCCAGGCGAACACGCCAGAGCAGAACGGCAUCUUGGACUGGCUGCGCAAGCUUCGCCUACAUAAAUAUUACCCGGUGUUCAAACAACUGACAAUGGAAGAGUUUUUAGCACUGACAGAAGAUGACUUAAACAAGUACGACUUAACCCAGGGAGCAAAGAAGAAACUCAAGACUCAGCUGGAGUUACAGAAGUCAGCAGACAGGGAGAUGAAGAUGGAGAAACGGACCAGUAGUGGUAUCGCUAGAGUGACGCCUUCCAGUCACGUUGGACCUUCCACCCACGCCACCACUGCAGAGUUGCAUGUGGAGGUGGACAGUGUGCCGCAUCACCAUCCCGUCCUGACAGACAGCAGCUCGUCCUCAGGCUACUCCAGCUCUUCGUGUUCCCCCCGAACGCCCCACUGCUGUGACGCCACUCUGGACAGGAGCAGAGAUAUUUACAGGCCUGUCUGUGUGUCUGUUUCAGGUGUGCCAGGUUCAGAUACAGUCGGAGGUGGUCAAGAAAAGGAGCGCUCGUGCAUUUUUAUCCUGAACUCCAGCUGCCCCGCAGGCCCCAGCCGGCCCACGGCGCAGGUCCUUCCCGUCCAAACGGAUAUCGCCGCUCCCGCCGUCGCGUCCUGCUCCUCCCACCUCCCCUUCACUCUCUCCCAUUACCACCCGCAAGGCAGCUACCCUCAAAGCCCGCUCUCGAACCAGGCGCGUGUCCUGUCCUCCCCACGAAAGCCAAGGCCGCCUCCGCUGUGCGCAGAGGACAGGACUAAAGUGGUGGCUUCUGGCCCGCCCGGUACUAGUGCAGGCUUUAGUCCCGGUCCGGGUGCAGGGAAGGGCAUUAGGCUGGAGACCUUGCUCCCCAGGCUCAAACUUAAGGCGGACGCCCCCUCCUCCCUCCAUGAUUCCGAAGGCUGUCUUGGUCUUCCGGGGGCUGCGAUGGGUCUGAUGGUUGAGACCAGUUGCGCUCUGACCUCCACCUCAAACAGCCUCCACCACGUGUCCCAACCUCCUCUUCACUUUCACCUCUCCUCCUCUUCAUCCUCAUCACCAUCCAUAUACUACUCAUACCCACCCGCAUCCUCCUUCUACACUUUUGCCACCUUCUGCCCCUCCACAAAGCCCCUCUCUCAGUCCGCUAGCUCCAGUGGCGGAAGUGUCUUUGUCUCCAUGGCAACCGCAAGCACCGUCCCUAUUGCCGCAGUGCCCGGCAACAUGUACUACCCUCAGCAAUCUAGUGGGGGCCUCCCCUCCGCCUCCUCUGGCACUUCAUUGGAUCCAAGUCAAGGCCACACCCAUUCCAUGUGCGUUUGCAGCUCGUGCGGAUGUCGGGGCAACUGCGGGUCCUACGGCGCCUUGUCCGCAUACGCGCCUGCGUCCGCCUACCUGCAGCCGUUCUCGGCCAGCUCUGUCUUUACUCUGGGCUCUCUGCUCCAUCUUAGCCCCCUCAUGGCCUCGUCCAGUGCCACAGGUACCGGUACCACGCCCUAUUCUUACACAUUGAUGGCACCACCACCCCUGUACUGCCAGAGCUCUGGGUCACAGGACCAGCAAAAAGGUUUUAGCUUCUACCAGCCCCAUGGCAUUGUGGGAAACGGGAUCCAGAAGCGCAUCAUGGGGAACCUUUCUUGUUACAACUGCGGCGGCCACGGGCACAGAGCGGAGGGCUGCAAACAACCACCCAUGGAGUCAUCACAGCAAGGCAACUUUCGACUGAAGUACACUCCCCACUCCGACAAUAAGGACUCUGGGGACUGAGGAAACACAGAUAUAUUUACUCCGGCCACUGUUCAUCCUUCUUCACCUCGACCACCGUUUGUGCAGCUCAAGCUGAAGGCAAAGCUCAGGAAUGCGCAAGUCCCGCUACUCAAGAGCCCCUAUCCAGCCUGUUUUAUAAGUCUCGCUCUUCCAACCCCUGAUUCAGAUGAUCAGCUCAUCUUUGGGUAGGGGCUCUUGAGGACCAUACUUGGGCGCCCCUGGUCCAGCUAGCUAGUCUUUUAGCCGCAGCUCUUAGCAGAGCAGUUGUCAGUGAACAAGUGAAGAAUCAUCGGUGUCCGCAUGUCACAGGAAAUUAAAACCUCUCAAAAGCUGGAAGUGGGCCUGCACGGCAGAAGAGGAAACCCUCAGGUCUUUUUAUAUCAGUAUGGCCAGAGAGCUUUUCAGGACAGAUACUGAUACAUAUUUAUAGACCACCUCAGUGUCUCAAGUAAAUCCCUAUUGGUCCUCAAGUUCGGCCAUCUUUCAAAAAUGAUCAUUUCUGUACUUUUGGCAUUGCCAUGUUUUCAUUUCAAGUUGUUUGCUUCUCCUCUUGUCUUUAUUUGAGUUUUUAACUUUUGAGAGGUUCAAAUGACCGUUAAGUUGUUGUUCUUCUUCUUAUUAUUAUACAGAACUAUGAAUAGAUUUGAUAACAUGGGUUUGAGGGGAAGUUACAUUUUAAAAUUCAAUUGUGUGGUGUUGGUCUUAACAGAACAAGUCUGGAGCACAGGGCACAUUUCUGCAAGCUUGUGUGGGGCAGCUUGUCUCUGGAACAAAACAAAAUGUACAUAUUUUCUGUAUUACGGUUUAUACUGCAUUGUACGAGACAGGUGAAAAUGACAUUUUUCUUUUUUUGAGGUUGCCUUUUUACUAUCAUAGCGUGAAACCUGUUUGUAUCUCCUCUCCAUUCAGUCCUUCGCUCAAGGAAGACCAAGAAGCGCCAAUUUUGUCAGGUCUGCUUUUAAGAUUGUUUUAUUGUUGAUGCAGGUGAAUGACACCACACAACUGUGUGGAAUUUACCCAAGAGAAAGCUCAGGAUUGUUUCCUAUUCAGUGAAACCUAGUUGACUGUAAAGUGUCUGGGCAGGACCUGGAAAAUUAUUAACAUGAGGACGGCUUGUCCUACUCGCUAUCUGGACCCCUGGAGGGUGCGGCACUUGUAUGUGCCAUCUUUAUUUAAAAACCUUUGUUUUUUUUUUUUUUUAAUAUGUUGUGAUCAUUGUGAGUGGGAAAGGGGUUUUGCAAAUUGUUGAAAGCAUGCAUGCUCACGUUUGAAGGUCUUUUUUUAUUUGUUUAGUUGUUGUCUUAAAAUCAGCUGAACGUCUCACUUUCCAGCAUCAAAGGACAAUCCGGUCAAAUCUUUCACAGCAUGCAUGCUGCUUCGUCCUGGUCAGAAGCAUUUUUCAAUGCCAGUAUUUCAAUAACAACAAUAAAAUUGACAAUUGUCGGUGAAGUUCA
Hippocampus comes (tiger tail seahorse) is the source of this 4982-nucleotide messenger RNA. RefSeq names its product zinc finger, CCHC domain containing 14 (gene zcchc14). Gene Ontology annotation, molecular function: nucleic acid binding; zinc ion binding; protein binding. NCBI's taxonomy places the organism in Eukaryota, Metazoa, Chordata, Actinopteri, Syngnathiformes, Syngnathidae. The transcript has 13 exons. The record is from RefSeq and is a predicted model, not a curated record. Bases 271 to 3528 code for a protein of 1085 amino acids.